GAUCAAACAAAAUGGAGGAUUUGUUUUGAAAUAAAAAGGCAAACGUUAAAAGUCCUAUGCUAUGACUACUAUGAGACCUAUGCUUAGAAAUUAAUAGAUCUACUAUAAAAUUCCAGUAUGAAUCCACAAACAUCUUCAAGUAAUGGGCAUGAGCGACAUUCUGAGCGAAUGUUAAGCGUUAGACAUUCUGGUGAAAAAAUUGAUAGUGAAAACAACAUUCCAUUAAAUGUUCAAGAAACUGUGACUCUUAUUGAGGCAGGUGCAUUGAAAAUUGUGGCUAAAAAUGCCACUGAAACAAACUUUGAUAUCAAGCUUGACAUCCAAGACACAUCCUUAACUGAUGCACAUUAUAAAGCUGGCAUGCAUUCUGCACAAGUAAGUGAUCUAGAAAAAGAAAAUAUUUUUUUGACUGAUGCGCUCUAUGAGUUUUAUCAAGUAGUAGAUGAAGGUUAUCCACAGCUAAUUGAAGAGGUUGCUUGUAAAUAUAAUAUAGAUGUGAAUACAGUUUUCUCUGACAAAUUCCACUUUGUGAAAAGAAAGCACAGGGGUUGGACAGCACUGCAUGUUGCUGCUUCACUUGGUAAUGUUAGAACCGUCAGAUUUCUUAUUACUGCUGGCUGUGAUAUAGAAGCUGUUACCCCUGAUGGUGAAACAGCUGUGCAUAUUGCAGCUAAACAUGGAGCUGUAGACGUCCUUUCAUACCUCCUGGAAUGCAAUGUUUUUUUACGUGAUCGUCAGAAUAAUCAAGGAGGGACAGCCUUACUAAAGGCCAUAAUCAACUCCCAACAAGCAUUCAAAGGGAACUAUUGCAGAUGUGUAGAUAUACUUCUAGGGGCUGGAUGCAACCCAAAUAUAUAUUCUUCUUCCAAGGUAACUGCCUUGCAUGUCGCUGUUGAUAAAGGGGACUAUCACUUGGUGUCCAAACUUAUAAAUGCUGGUGCGAAUGUGAAUGCGCUGUGUGAUCGUGGGACAAGCCCAUUGCUGAGAGCUUUAGUUUCCAAAAUUGUACAUACAGACAUAGUGCACGCCCUCUUGCUUGCAGGGGCAGACACAUCUUUAAAAGCUAAUGGUAGGUCACUCCUGCAUAUUGCUGUAGCAAGAUGUGAUGACAGAGUUAUAGAAACAUUUUUGCAAUGUAAAGCUGACCCCAACUGUCAGGAUAAGUCUUUCAAGACACCUCUCUGGGUGGCUGUUGAGGAGAAUAACAUCACUGUUGUACCCAUUCUUGUGGCAGGUGGUGGAGAUGUCAAUUAUGCAAGACCCCCUCAGAACAUCUCACUCUUAUCACAAGCAGUUGUUAACGGCUCACUUCCAAUGGUCAAACUACUUCUGCAACAUGGGGCCACCACCUACUCAGAGACCUGCAUGUGGUCUACACCCCUGCACUAUGCUGUGGAGCUGCAGAAUAUCGAAAUCAUCAGGGAACUGCUUCGUGUCAACUGCCCACUAAACACCACAAGUAAUGCCCAGUAUUCCUUGCGACCAAUGACUCCUGUACAGUUGGCCUUAGAGCUGGGAAAUGUUGAAAUCAUUUAUCUUCUGAUCCAAGCUGGUUCUAGGGUGCAAUGGUCUUGGCUGAGGCCAGACAGGUUAUCAGUUGCCAUGUCCAGUAAGCCAGAUGCUGUCAGCCACCUUCAUAAAUUAGCAUCACAGAUCCCUUCACUGCUUCACUUGAGUAGACUACAGUUGCGAGAGUAUUUGGGGGAGAGAUUUACAUCUGCUUUACACUGGAUGAGAGUGUCUGGAGUUGUUCCUAACAAAAUUGCAUCCUACAUAGCUAUGAGUGAUAUGCUUGAUUAAAUGAUAGGGCUGAAGACUGUUAAAAAACAAAUACUUGACAUUUUUGUCUCACUCCAUCUUCAUCAAAUAAUUUACUGUUUGAGAAGUUUUUGUACCAUUUAUUUUUACAUGCUAACUAAGCAAAGAAGAUUAAUGGUUAACUGUUUAGAAUAAAUAAAUAUAUAUAUAUAUAUAUAUAUAUAUAUAUAUAUAUAUAUAUAUAUAUAUAUAUUUGGUGCUUUUUUAAAUAUCAAUUUACUGAAAGGGGUAAAAAAAAAAAAAAGCAGUAUCGUACUUACAAAAAAAAAAUUGAUCUGACAAAUUGCAUGCACAUGAAUGAACUGUAUUUAAAAAAAUACAAGAUCAACAUACUUUAUGGGAGAAAAAAUUAGGAUCUUUGCUAUUUUCUUUUGUUAUCUUUUAUGAUAUUUGGAUGUCAUAUAGCUAAGUAAUUAAAUAACACAUAUACCUUGUUACAAAUCUUGUUUUAAAAUAUGUAUGUGUAAGUAGAUAAAAACAAAGGGCAUGCCUUCCGAAGAUUGUUAAUAGUAUUUUAGGCAAUUAGCAUAUUUUAUAUACAAUAUAUGGCCUCCUUGAGUCACGAAGCAACUAUGGAUCAUCUCAUGGAUGAUGAGAUGAAUGCCUGUGCAUUAGAUGUGGCCAAAACGAUGUCGCCCCCACAUCUAUUCCCUUCUCUCCAUGGAGCUGAUGUAUCCAAAGGAAUGGCAAGUGCUGAUAAAAGUGACUUAUCCCUAUAGGGACACCUAUAAAGAAAAAUUGAAAAUCAUAUCCACACCAUGUGAAAUAAAAGUUUGUUCCUUUUGUUUUCUAAGUGUUAGGAAUGAAUUGUUAUUUGCAUAGAUUCAAUUAAUAUCUUUUCAAUUAUCACAAUUUUGAAACAUUCCUUUUUUUUUUUUUCAAAAUAAAAGCUUAAUAUUUUGAAAUCUAUAUUUUUUUUUCUUAUUAUACCAAUUUUUUAAAUGUUAUAAAUUAAUUUGCUUUGAAGUACCGAUAAUAAAGAAAAAAAAAUUGGUUUACUGAUAAUGUGUGCACACCACAAAGAAGUUUCUUCAGAAAUUAUGUUGACUAUUUAGUAUACAUAUGCAUCAUAGGAAGACCAUGAAUUUAAUUAAUUUACUCUUAACAUCACUCUACAUAUGAUAAAGUGAAACCAAGUUAAUGCUGAAUAAUAUUGUUACUAAUGUGUAGUAAGAAACAUACAAGCUAGUUCUCAACAAUUUUUGUAUUCUCUAAUAUAAUUUUGUUUGCUUUUGAUUGUUAUUCUGGACUUUGUAUCACUUGCCUUGCUAAAUGUGCCAUUAAAAUUUUUUUUAGCCUAUACAUGUUAAUUCUUUUGGUCAUUGAAACAUUUCCAAAUUUUAGAUUUGAUUAUAAACAGCUACUUCAGGUGGAAUAUGUUUUUUUGCAAUCUGUAUUUUUUUAAUUAUAUAUUUAUUUUAAUAAUGAUUUUACGUAAGACAUCGAUCUGUAAUGUCAGAGUUUAUCUGGACAUUGGACUGUAAUAUUAAAAAUUUCUGUAUUUAAGAAUAAACACCUAUAUAGAUAUUUUGUUGGAUAAUUAAAUAAUCUCCCAUCAAACAAAAAAUUAAGACCUCAAAAUGUAUUAUUUCAUACAAAUUCUUCUUUCCUAGACCUACAGGUAACUUUGUAUGCAUGGUAAACUUAUAAUAAGAGUCAAUAAAAAUGACAAAUCUCUACCUAAAUUCUAGAUCAUUGUAUGAGAGACCAUGUUGGUCGAACCUGUGAUACAACUUUGAAGAAUAUUCGCAGGGCAUUGCACCAAGCAUGAAAUAUUACGUUGUAAGAAAAGCAACAUAUUAUUUUCUUUUUAUUUGAGCAUUAGGAUCUUAAAAAACGACUCUAACCAUUUUCCUAGAAAUUUGACAGUUGAUACCUUAUUGGGAGUUGAAUUACUAGCUCAUUGGCUACACUUUCAAAACUCUAGUUUGACAGUUAUAAAUUUUCUAAUUAAAAAAAUAAUAAAUUUAAAUUUGGGUAUAGGACGAGAAAAUAUUUAUCUUGAAUGGACUAUAUGUCUUCAGGUAUUUCUGCAUGUAGGCAUCAUUCAUUCAUGAGUUUAAUAAAUUAAUGUUCAGGAACAUUGUCUUGUAACACUAGAUCUAAAGGCUUAUAGUAUCACUGGAAUAUUAUACAAUCUUGUUAAUCUAUACAUUCACUUAACCAUAAAUCUUUCUCUGGCGGGUUGGGGAAAUGAUGCGGGGUAAAAAAUGCUCCAUUUUUUAAAAAUCUUCUUUUCAUUAGUUAUCAGAAAAAAUAAUAGCUCUAUAAAUUUUUAGAAAGGCAGAAUUGUUUUUUUUUUAAAUGUCUUUUUUAGUUUUUCUUGUUUAUUUAGUGGUUUAAUUAGGACAAUUAGAAGAAAGGCAAAUAAACCACACACACACCAACUACUGGCCUAUAGAUUUGAUGUGCAUGUUUUGUUGGUUAGUUUCUUCAGGAAAGCUUUUUUUUUUUUUAAAUCUGUUAACUCUUUCUCUCCGUAAUUAUUGUCCUUGUUCCGAUAGAAUUAUUCAUUUUGCUCAUUUGUAUUUCACUAUCCUGAUAUGAUAAAACUUCAAUAACUUUUUUUGUUUAACAGAAAAUGUUAUAUUUGGUAUCUAAUUAUAGGGGAAUACAUGUUUUUUUUAAACAACACAAAUUAAAGUUUAUAAAUCCAAAUAUCAAUUAAGUUUAAUGGGGUCAAAUCAACGUUGGCAUCAUCAGUUAGGAGAGAAAGAGUUAAACACCAGCAUUUGAUUGUGUACAUGAUCAUCCAUUCAUUUGAAAAUUAACUUCAUCAUAUUUAUUUAGUGUGAUAUUCUAUAUAUGUGAUACUGAGAUGAUAAAAUUAUCUCUAUUUAUUUAUUUAUAUAUAUAUUUAUAUAUAUGUUAUCAGAAUGUAUAAUUAUUUUAUGAUAAACAUAUUUUUAACAGAAUGCUUUUUUUUUUUUAAUUAUCCUUGAUUUUAAUUUGGAGUUUGUGUUGUUUAAUAAUAAGUCAUUUAUUCUGUAUUUAAAGUAGCAGUGACAUUUUCAAUCAAUUUAUUGUCUUUUUCAACUAAAUUUAAUUGUAAUUAAUCUGGAAUGAAAAAUUAUGCAGGAUUUUAUUUUUGUGUAAACUUAUGACCAUCAUAUUUAAAUAUUAUACUUUUAUUUUUCUAUUAAUUUUUUUUUACUAUUCUUGGAAAUAUUUAAGCUGGAAGUUAUAAUCAAAAUAUUUUCUCAUAGAAUAUUUUUUUGUAAGCAUUUUUAUUAAAAAAACAAUUUUAAAUAAUUGCCUGUGUAUUUCUUUUUUUCAAGUAGAAAUUAUUAUUUUUUAUUAAAGUAAAACUUUUGAAGUUUAAGUGCUUUAAAUAUUGAGGCCUAUAAGUAAUUAGAUAUCACUGAUCACAUCUCAUAUCAAGACGUUCAUAAGAGUGUUUAUUGGGCCUUAUAAUACACCCUGACCAUUGUCAAUAUUAAAUAUCUGAUCUCACAACAUUCUCAGAGCUUUCGAAAAUGUGUCAUCAACAUUUACUAGACAUCAGAAACUAUAUGUCUGCCUGGCCAUGUGAUAUCGCUCUGGACUGUUUUUCAGUGGUCUAUAUGUUUCCAGGUUUGAAUCCUGCACGCUGCCUUCCCCUAACAUUCUGUGGGAGGUUUAGGCAUGAAUUUAAUUGUCUUCAUAUCUGAAGGAACAUGUAAAACAUUGACAAUAGUGAGACAUCAAUUUAUACACAGGUCUUAGUUGAAUGAAAUGUUUUGGAUAGCAUGAAAAAAAUGAGAAUUGCAGGAAGCUGCUCAGCAAGUGCCCUAAUAGAUUGCAUGUGGUACUCUUUUAACAGUCCAACAGACUUCAGAAAAUGUAGAGAGGAAAUAAUUUCAGUCUAAAUGAGAAACUCUCAUUGAAUUCUUCAGUAUAAAUAAAGUAGAGAAGUAGACAUUUUGAUAGAGUCAAGUUGCUUCUGUUGUAUUAAUGUAUCAAGCGUAUUCAAUGAAGUAAUUUAAUAAUAAAAUUAUUUUUUUACUUUUCAUUGAUUGUUUUUGUCAUUUAUCGGUGCAAAAUACAUCCCUACAGCCAAGUGGCCUACAGAUAAUUAGUAAACCUCUAAAUCAUGAAACAAGACUUGCAUCAGGAAGUCUGACGUGAUCUGUUGAUUCACACUGCUACUUUAUUUCAUUUUUAUACACCAAAUGUAAAUCUGUGGUAAAUAAGUGUACACCAAAAUUAUUUUCUGUGUAUCUAAUUAAUGUCUUACAAUGUAGACUACGCUACCAUACUUACUUUGAAAUCUUUUUAUUUUUAUACCAACAUUUAUUUCCCUAACCAUUUAAUUUGGAUUGACAAAUAUUUGAUGUAAGCAAAAUCUUUUUGUUUUUUUUAUAGACUAUAGACAUUUUAUUAUCUGAUAAAUUGAGAAAAUUACAAAAUGAUAGGAAUUAUAAUGUUGUGUUUCCAUUCCAAAGAUACAAAAUAUAUUUUAAAGUGUUAGCAUUCUGAAUUGAAUGUUAGGGUUAGGGUUGUUUAUGUAUGUGUCUUUUUUUUCUUGAGUUGAAUAUUGACUUUUCAAACAUGAACAUGAAUAAAAGAAAGAUAAAUCAU
Messenger RNA from Biomphalaria glabrata, 6378 nucleotides. Its product is annotated as ankyrin repeat and death domain-containing protein 1B-like. The transcript is spliced from 2 exons. Gene Ontology annotation, molecular function: protein binding. The coding region runs from base 118 to 1800 and encodes 560 amino acids. The record is from RefSeq and is a predicted model, not a curated record. Lineage: Eukaryota; Metazoa; Mollusca; Gastropoda; Planorbidae.